UCGGUUGACCAGCUGUGAUACAGAGUUGCCAAGCAGCUCACGUACUGCGCAGGUAAACAAGAACAAAAAGAGAAAACAUGGAUUGUGCACCGCUAAAUUUGGCGCAUUUCCACGAACGUCGCUCAGAGCGCUUCAUACGCCACCAUCGUUAUGAAGACGCCAUAAAAGCUCUGGAGACUUCUCUAAUCUACAUACAAGAUGCAUACAAAAAUGUUCAAAUGGCAAAAUCGAAAGAAGUGCUCGAUACCUUAACGCUUGACUUUCAGCGCAAGCUUCGGCAAAUCGAGAUGCGUAAAACACAAUAUGGACUCACAAAGAUGAAAGACUUCGUGCAGCUGAAGGAGACAAGUCCCAUGCUACCAUUGCGGCCAGAGCAGGGAGUAGGGUCAGCCCAGUCUGUGGCCAAGGCCAUCGACAAAACCGUACAGGACUUUGAUGCCAAGUUCACCUCGACGAUUGAACGAAAAGUGACGCCUUCGUUAGUGGAACUGAAAGUGGAGACCAUGAUCCAAAGCGACCCUCAAUCAGAAAGUCAAGAGUUCCAUAGCCUGUCCACACUUGACCGCAGCUCAGAGAAUGAGAUGCCUUCACUAACUCCAUUAGAGUUACCCACAUUUGAUUACACCAUGUUUACGAGCUCGUCAGCUCCGUCUCUGGCCAGCUACGUCGGCAUGGCCGAGAGCAAUCAAAAGUAACUUGUGAUAAUUAAAAAUAAAUAGUUUAGUUUGUA
Drosophila arizonae is the source of this 730-nucleotide messenger RNA. RefSeq lists its product as uncharacterized. Lineage: Eukaryota; Metazoa; Arthropoda; Insecta; Diptera; Drosophilidae. The record is from RefSeq and is a predicted model, not a curated record. Gene Ontology annotation, biological process: autophagy.